Molecule: messenger RNA, 3177 nt
Organism: Sphaerodactylus townsendi
Lineage: Eukaryota; Metazoa; Chordata; Lepidosauria; Squamata; Sphaerodactylidae
Gene: ZNF341
Product: zinc finger protein 341
Exons: 15
Coding region: 76-2649 (857 amino acids)
Source: RefSeq, a predicted model, not a curated record
CCCUGCCGGCCGAGCCAGCCUCCCUUCCCACAAUGCCCGUUUAGGCUACUCCGCCGCGGCUGCCUCGGCUUCAAGAUGGCGCAGGCGAUAUUCGAGGCGUUGGAAGGAAUGGAUAAUCAGACAGUGCUGGCUGUACAGUCCUUACUAGAUGGACAAGGAGCAGUUGCAGAUCCAUCAGCACAAAGUGUCAACACGUCCACCACCAUCCAAUCCAUGGAUGACGAGGAUGUGUUCCUUUGUGGGAAAUGUAAGAAGCAGUUCAACUUGCUACCGGCUUUCAUGACCCAUAAACGGGAGCAGUGUCAAGGCAAUGCCCCCUCCCUGGCUACAGUCUCACUGGCCACCAACAGUGUAUAUACUCCGUCCAUUACAUCAGUGCAGCAGGCUCCGACCACCAACAGACAGCAGAUCUCUACAUAUAUCACUGUGCCCCCCUCUCCUCUGAUCCAAACACUUGUACAAGGUAACAUCUUAGUGAGUGAUGAGGUGUUGAUGUCUGCUAUGUCGGCUUUUACAACCCUGGACCAGCCUAUGUCCACAGUACAACCUUCGGUGCAGAGCAGUCUGAGUAUGCACACUGGAACUGGAUACCUCCCUCAGCCACCACCUCCACCUCCACCGCCACCACCUCAGCCUCCUCCUCCCCCUCCUCAAACUCUUGGCGUACCAGGCCAGACCAAUACGGGUAGCAGCGGAGUGGUGGAAGUGUACAGCACACCUACCCCCAUGGCUGGGAAUGGUACAGUAGAGAUGCAGAACCUGGGGAUGCAGCCCUAUCCUCCUAUGGAGGUGCCCAGCCAAUGUGUUGAAAGUUCUGUGUACCCCUCCCCUCCAGUAUACAGUCCAGGCAAGCAAGGUUUUCACUCCAAAAGUCCCAAUGCUACUGCUCCUUUGAACAAUACGUGUGGUGGAAAUGUGACCAAUUUUGAUCCUACUUCUACAUGCAAAAACCGUCGUUCCAAAACUGAUGGCAACCUGCUAGAAGGAAAGCCUAAAUCCCCCAAACUGAAAUGUACCUUUUGUGAUAAGGCCUUCACUAAGAACUUUGACCUGCAGCAACAUAUCCGGAGUCACACAGGGGAGAAACCAUUCCAGUGCAUUGUGUGCGGUCGUGCCUUUGCACAAAAGUCCAAUGUGAAGAAGCACAUGCAGACGCAUAAGGUGUGGCCACCGGGAAUUGGAUGUACCAUCUCACGGAGCUCUGUCACUGUGCAAGUCAUGGCCCUCAACCCCAACCAGCAGGAGGAUGAGGAAAAUGCAGGUGCCUUUCUUACUAGUGGGAUGACCAGUUGGCUGAUGACCUGCUCCCUGAAUUAUGGUUUAAACCCAGUGGCUAGAAACAAUUCACCCCAACCUCAGGCCAUGCCUCCUGCAGAAGAGAGUGAAGCCAGCAAGUUGGAAGCCAAACAAGUGGUCUUGAUUGACAGUUCAUAUCAGUGCCAGUUCUGUCCCAACAAAUUCAGUACCUACUUCCAGCUGAAAUCACACAUGACUCAGCACAAACAUGAGCAGGUUUACAAAUGUGUCGUGAAAAGUUGCGCACAGACAUUCCAGAAGUUGGAAUCUUUCCUUGAUCAUAUCAAGACUCACCAAGAAGAGCUGAGCUACCGCUGUCAUCUUUGCAGCAAGGACUUCCCCACCCUGUAUGAAUUAAGCAUCCACCAAUAUUCCCACAACCUGCUGCCUCAGCACAGUCCCAAGAAGGACAUGGCCAUCUACAAAUGUGUCAAGUGUGUAAAUAAAUAUUCCACCCCAGAAGCCCUGGAGCAUCACUUACAGACAGCCACACACAACUUCCCCUGCCCUCACUGUCAGAAGAUCUUCCCCUGUGAGAGGUAUUUGCGACGGCACCUCCCUACGCAUGGGGGUGGAGGCAAGUUUAAGUGCCAGAUCUGCAAGAAAUUCUUCCGUCGAGAACACUACCUCAAGCUACAUGCUCACAUUCAUUCAGGUGAAAAGCCUUUUAAGUGCUCAGUGUGUGACUCAGCCUUCAAUAGAAAAGAUAAACUCAAACGGCACAUGCUGAUCCAUGAGCCUUUCAAGAAAUACAAAUGCCCCUUCUCAAAUCAUACUGGCUGCAAUAAAGAAUUCAACCGGCCAGACAAAUUGAAAGCUCACAUUCUCUCCCAUUCAGGGAUGAAGAUCCACAAGUGCCAAUACUGUAACAAGGCCUUCAGCCGGCGAGCCCACAUGGUAGAGCAUCAGCGCUCCCACACUGGCAACUACAAAUACCGCUGCUCUACCUGCAGCAAAGGCUUCACACGGCAGAAGUAUAUGAAGGACCAUAAGUGUCGGCUGACUUUGGCCAAGGACAAAGACCUCCCAAUCAGGAAAUCACAGAAGAAGUGGGGGACUCGUGGGCGGAAAGUGGGACUUCCUCUUUCUGCUCAGUUGGCUUUGACAGAACUGAAGGAUGGUCCAGGCGGAGAGACCCCUCAGAAAGGUGGUCCAAAUAAAGAACAGUUUCCAGAGUCUGACACAGUCCUGUCCAUUGUGGUUGGCAGAACAGCAGCUUCGACAGAGCCAGAUCUUGGCAACACCAACCAACGUAAUGGCAUGCCAUCCAACCUUGCCCUGGCUGAGUUGCAGCCUGGCACGGAGAGUCCAUGCACCAUGUUGGCUGUCCCUGUUUAUAUUCAGGCUGACUAGCUGAGGAAUUCUGACUGUCUUCUUUCUGUUUAAUGGGGCAGGGAGGGAAGAGGUUUUUUGUUCCUUAAUGGAGAUGUCCUGCUGUGCAUGGAGAGGGGUGGGGUAAAAUGGCUGCAGUGAAGCAGCAGCAUUCUUACAGAGGGCAUCAAUAAGAAAGUGACAGUUACAGUCAACUCCAUUUUUUUCUUUUCCCACAUGAAUUGGUCUGAUACAUCUAUUAACAAACAGGCAGUGAAAGGUAUAUCUGUAUUCUCCACGUGUUGCACUGGUACAAUGUUCAGUGGUUAACUUCCAGGUGGAGAAACAAUUGAAAUCACUGAAAUAAUUUGUAAAUAUCUCCAAAACCAGAGGGAUUUUUAAAAAAAAUACUGUACUGCAUCUCAUUUCUGGUUCCAUUCUAAAAUCUGUAUUGCCUUCUCUUUGGAUGGUUGGUCUUUCCAGCAGCCAGCAACAAGUCCUUCCUACUGGAAUAGAAUUCAUUAUGUGAUCCUUUGGGACCAUUACUCAUAAAUAUUCUCAUAGACAUUU